Messenger RNA from Fundulus heteroclitus (mummichog), 1950 nucleotides. RefSeq names its product multidrug and toxin extrusion protein 1. Lineage: Eukaryota; Metazoa; Chordata; Actinopteri; Cyprinodontiformes; Fundulidae. The record is from RefSeq and is a predicted model, not a curated record. Gene Ontology annotation, biological process: xenobiotic detoxification by transmembrane export across the plasma membrane. Gene Ontology annotation, molecular function: xenobiotic transmembrane transporter activity; antiporter activity. The coding region runs from base 121 to 1860 and encodes 579 amino acids. The transcript has 16 exons. Gene Ontology annotation, cellular component: membrane.
CCCGCCUCUGGCAUAACAUCCCCGCUCCGGUUUCAGGGCGCUGCGGUGUGACCAGCAGUCCCCACACCGGACGGGCGUCGCUCCAGAGUCAGAAGUUUGGACGGGAGCGGGUGAGCAGCCAUGGACGGUCCGGGGAAAGCAGCGGUCACGCACAGCGAGGGACUGAAGGUGGACGUGAAAGCAGCAGAAGCGGACUCGGCUGGAGGCUGGGGCUCCUGCCCGAAGAGAGUGUGGGGCUCCGUGCCGCUGACGUACCGGAAUGAGCUGGAACAGCUUUUUAAGCUGGCGGGACCGGUGGUCAUUUCCCAGCUGAUGAUCUUUAUGAUCAGCUUUGUCAGCAUGGUGUUCUGCGGCCACCUGGGAAAAACUGAACUGGCCGGGGUUUCGCUGUCGAUUGCAGUGGUUAACGUCACUGGUAUUUGCAUUGGCACCGGUUUGUCAUUAACCUGUGAUACACUCAUAUCGCAGACCUAUGGGAGCGGUAACCUGAAGCGUGUGGGUGUGAUUCUACAAAGGGGGGUUCUGAUUCUGCUGCUCGCCUGUUUCCCCUGCUGGGCCGUCCUCAUCAACACUGAGCCCCUCCUGCUAGCUGUCAAACAGAGUCCAGAGGUUGCCAGACUCUCCCAGAUGUAUGUGAACAUAUUCAUGCCUGCUUUACCAGCUGCCUUUAUGUACCAGCUGCAGGGACGGUAUCUCCAAAACCAGGGCAUUAUAUGGCCUCAAGUUGUAACUGGAGCCAUCGGAAAUGUCCUGAACGCAAUAAUCAACUAUGUGUUCCUGUACCCUCUGGAUCUGGGUGUUGCUGGGUCUGCAGCAGCCAAUGCUAUCUCCCAGUAUGUACUGGCUGUGGUCUUAUAUGCCUACAUCUGCCUGAAGGGUCUCCACAAGGCUACAUGGGGAGGUUGGUCUCUGGACUGCCUCCAGGAGUGGGGGCCGUUCAUCCAGCUGGCCAUCCCCAGCAUGCUCAUGCUCUGUCUGGAGUGGUGGAUGUUCGAAGUGGGAGGAUUCCUGGCUGGGGUGAUCAGCGAGGUCGAGCUGGGAGCAAAUUCCAUCAUAUACGAGCUGGCGGUUAUUGCUUACAUGUUUCCUUUGGGAUUUUCUGCUGCUGCCAGCGUUCGUGUCGGCAACGCUCUUGGUGCAGGCAACAUUGAGCAGGCCAAGCUGUCCUGCAAGGUCCCCAUUAUCUGUGGAUUCAUAAUCUCGUGCAUAGUUGGUGGAAUUCUUGCCACCUGCAGACAUGUCAUUGGAUAUAUUUUCACCUCCGAUCAAGACAUUUUACUGAGGGUUGCAGAAGUCAUGAUCAUUUUUUGCUUUACGCACGUGUGUGAUGCUGUUGCGGGUGUUACCGGGGGCGUUCUCCGAGGGGCCGGUAAACAGCUGGUCGGUGCUCUGUGCAACCUGGUGGGCUUCUACUUUAUCGGCUUCCCCAUCGGCGUCUCCCUGAUGUUCGCAGCCAACAUGGGGAUUGUGGGGCUGUGGACGGGACUUACAGUCUGUGUGUUGAUGCAGUCCAUUUUCUUCAUCAUAUUUCUGUCCAAACUUAACUGGGAGAAGGCUGCAAAAGAGGCUCUUGUGAGGGCAGGAGUACAGGUUAAAGAAGAAAAAGAGAUGACCAAGGUGGAAAAUGCAGCCUGUAACCAGAGCCAGGUCGGUGUAGCAGAGUCUCAUCAUGAUGAAGAGGCCCACACGUACCAGGAGAUCCAUCCUCCAGAACCGAGUAAAUCCACCACCACCACGGUGGGGGACGUCCUGUCUGUGAGGCAGCUGGUUUUACGGCGAGGCCUGGUGUUGCUGGUCAUGUUCUUUAUCCUCGCUGCAGGAAUCGUGGCCUCACACUUCCUCACCAGGAUGUUGAAGUGAUCCCCUGUUAGUAAUGUCAAGCUGGCUGUCGGAUGCGUGACUUUUGGGUCUGGUGACAAAAAGUUUUGUUGAAUCUAUUUUUUUUUUUUU